Trichoderma atroviride IMI 206040 is the source of this 1140-nucleotide messenger RNA. RefSeq lists its product as uncharacterized. The record is from RefSeq and is a predicted model, not a curated record. Gene Ontology annotation, cellular component: mitochondrion. NCBI's taxonomy places the organism in Eukaryota, Fungi, Ascomycota, Sordariomycetes, Hypocreales, Hypocreaceae.
AUGGCACGAAUAACGAGGAUGCGGAGACUCCAGUCUCUGCAAUUGUCGCUGCCGUCACAAUGCGCCGCAGGCAGACCUUCUUUCGCCGCUGCCCGCGCCAUCUCGACGACCAGCCCCUCGCAGGGCAAAAACACCGAAUGGAUCCGAGGAAAGCUCUGGAAGGGCGAGGCGCCCGGCCCAGCUGACCCCUACACGCAGCGCCUGGAGCCCGAGACGACUUCGAACCUGCCAGAGGAGGCGCUCGAGAGCCGGCCCCGACAGGACAAGACGCCCGCAGCCGUGCGAGACACCCGGCUGGCUCUGCCGUACAGGCGGAGCGAGGCCCCUACCGAGAAGGAACUGCAGGCAUCUGACCCUACGUAUGUGCCUGCUACGGAGGCGGAGGGCCUGGAGGAGAUUGGGCCGCUGAGCACGUGGUGGGAGCAGCCUGGGCACUGGGGAGAAGAGAGUGCUUUCAAGGGGUUUGGCAGCUCAGACAAGGUCGUGGAGAGGGAAGUCUUGGAGGUCUAUCUGCGACGAGCCGUUGUCGAAGCACUGGCACUACAACAGACGGGAGUCUUUUCAGAAUGGGCCACGAAGAAGUGGUCGGAGACGGGGUCUAGGAACGAGCUGGAGCAGGCACUGGCCCUGCAGAUCGAGGUGCAGGACGGCAAGGCUACUCUGAAGGGAGAUGCCUCAUCGGUUGUGAAGACUUUGACGAGUGAGUUGUCAGAGGCUGAGUCUGCAGAGAAAAUCUCUGUUGAAGAGGCAAAAGAAAUGAUCAAGUCGUGGGACCCCUCAUGGAAGAAUAUUGCGCUGGACAACUCAUUACGCUUUGCGCUCCGCAAGCGUCUCUACCAGCUCACCGGAACCCUCCUCCCAGACGCCAAACUCGCCGCUGCCAGCACCACAAAGCACAUCCUCACCCUCGCAUCCCGGGACCCCAAGCCACUGAAACUAGCCCAAAUGCUGGAGAAGCGCAAUGCCUUCAACGAGCUGACCAACGUCACCGUGCACGACCGAAGGAUUGGCGCCAUUGACAAGGAGGUCUCCGUGGGACGCUGGAAGGUGAUUGAGGAGGAGCUGAAGAAGCGCGAUCUGCCAGUGACGGGCUAUGGAAACGCGGGUAGGAACAAGGAGAGAGAUUGGCUGACGGGAAAG